This is a messenger RNA of Gongylonema pulchrum, 370 nucleotides long. Lineage: Eukaryota; Metazoa; Nematoda; Chromadorea; Rhabditida; Gongylonematidae. The record is from the annotation of a GenBank genome assembly.
GGUGAGAGGCAUGGUACAGCGGCAGAGCGCAUGCUCGCUGCACAGAAUCCACUGUUCCCGUCCGAUAAACCGAAUCAGAUCUUUUCGGAUGGUAAAUUGCCAGUUGCUCCAACGCUGCAUCCACCAGUUCCACCGCCACCGGGACCACCACUUCCACCACCAAUGUUGCCGCCACGAAUGGCCGGACCACCACCAGCAAUCUUCCCACCACCACCGCCUCCGAUGCCAACGCCGGGUGCAACACCAAUCCCACCCCCGCCACCUCCACCCGCACCGCCGACACCUCUCACAACACCGCGACCGCCACCGCCAAUCAGUGUUUAUGAAUGUUGUGCUCGAAUCUAAGAUUUCUUCGCUUCAAAUUUGCUAA